This is a messenger RNA of Trematomus bernacchii (emerald rockcod), 752 nucleotides long. RefSeq names its product myosin, light chain 2b, regulatory, cardiac, slow (gene myl2b). The record is from RefSeq and is a predicted model, not a curated record. NCBI's taxonomy places the organism in Eukaryota, Metazoa, Chordata, Actinopteri, Perciformes, Nototheniidae. Gene Ontology annotation, molecular function: calcium ion binding. Gene Ontology annotation, cellular component: cytoplasm; myofibril. Gene Ontology annotation, biological process: muscle cell fate specification; cardiac muscle contraction; heart development. The coding region runs from base 68 to 571 and encodes 167 amino acids. The transcript is spliced from 7 exons.
AGGAGAGGCGUCAGUAUAAAUCCAGCAGCAGCAGACUGUUUCCAUCAUCUGGAUAUCAUCUGCUAAUAUGGCUCCAAAGAAAGCGAAGAAGCGAACAGAGGGUGGCUCCAACGUGUUCUCCAUGUUCGAGCAGCCGCAGAUCCAGGAGUUCAAAGAGGCGUUCACCAUCAUGGACCAGAACAGAGACGGCUUCAUCGACAAGAACGACCUGAGAGACACGUUCGCAGCUUUAGGCCGUUUAAAUGUCAAGCAGGAGGAGAUAGACGAGAUGCUGAAGGAGGCCCCGGGGCCCAUUAACUUCACCGUCUUCCUCACCAUGUUCGGAGAGAAACUCAAAGGUGCCGACGCAGAGGAGACGAUCCUCAACGCUUUCAAAGUGUUUGAUCCUGAGGGGAAGGGAACGCUGAAGAAAGACUACGUGUCUCAGAUGUUGACCACGCAGGCGGACAGAUUCUCCCCUGAAGAGCUGGGAGAGAUGUUCUCAGCGUUCCCUCCAGAUGUGGCAGGAAACCUGGACUACAAGAACCUUGUGCACAUCAUCACGCACGGAGAGGAGAAAGACCAGGAAUAAAUGAUCCUCUGAUUUAAAAACAAACGUGCAGAAAAUGAAUUUGAGCAGAAAUACAAAUUAACUGUCUCACAUUGUGUUUUGCAUUAUAGUAUCAAUACAUUUUAAUGUAGUCAUAAUAGUCGGUGUAUGUGUCUAUAAAUACUGCAAUCUCUUGAUGUGUAUUUUGUGAAAUUAAAAGUUU